GGCGGAAGGGCGGCGGUGCGCGUGCGCGCCGGCCGUGCCCGCGGGCGCAGGAGGGCGCGGGGGAUGUCGGCCACGUGCGCCGUGUCCCAGAAAGCGCCGCUGCCGAGGCCGCGUCCCCAGGGCGAGAGGGAGCCGCCCGCCAAGGUGAUGCGCAAGGGGCUGCGGCGAGGCCGCGAGGAGGAGCGGGAGCAGCUGCCGUGGCCGGGAGAGAGCGGGAGCAGCAUGGGCGCGGAGGCUGAGGCGGAGCGGGCGGCACCGCUGAGCGACGAGGGGCGGAGGCGGCAGCCUCUGGAGCCGAGGGCGCCGACGACGGCGUCGGCCAGGGCGGUGGAGGAGGAGGAACGUCUGGAGCGGGAGCAUUUUCGGAGGAUCAUCAACGCUUUCCGAUACUACGGAACGAAUAUGCAUGAACGAGUGAACAGAACAGAGAGGCAGUUUAAGUCUCUCCCAGCUAACCAGCAGAGUCUUCUUCCUCAAUUUCUUCCUCACCUUGACAAGAUUCGGAAGUGCAUUGAUCAUAAUCAAGAAGUACUACAAACCAUUGUGAAUGACUGUGUUCAUAUGUUUGAAAAUAAGGAAUACGGAGAAGAUGGAAGUGGGAAGAUUACACCAGCUUCAACAUUUGACAUGGAUAAAUUAAAGUCCACAUUGAAACAAUUUGUGAGAGACUGGAGUGAAGAGGGAAAGUCUGAGAGGGAUUCCUGCUACCAGCCAAUUAUUAGUGAAAUUAUAAAGAACUUUCCAAAAGAAAAAUGGGAUUUCUCCAAAGUUAAUAUCCUGGUACCUGGUGCUGGGCUAGGUAGAUUGGCGUGGGAAAUAGCUAUGCUCGGUUAUGCUUGCCAAGGAAAUGAAUGGAGCCUCUUUAUGCUCUUUUCUUCUAACUUUGUACUCAACAGAUGCUCUCGAAUUAAUUCAUGUAAGCUUUAUCCCUGGAUUCAUCAAUUUAGUAAUAACAGAAGAUCUGCUGAUCAGAUACGACCAAUUUAUUUCCCAGAUGUUGAUCCUCACAGUCUUCCUUCUGGUUCAAACUUCUCUAUGACAGCAGGGGAUUUUCAGGAAAUUUAUUCUGAGUGCAAUACGUGGGACUGUGUAGCUACUUGCUUUUUCAUAGAUACAGCACAUAAUGUUAUUGAUUAUAUUGAUACUAUAUGGAAAAUACUAAAGCCUGGAGGAAUAUGGAUAAAUGUAGGUCCUCUCCUUUACCAUUUCGAAAACUUGGGAAAUGAACUUUCCAUAGAAUUAAGCUAUGAGGAUAUAAAAAAUGUUAUCUUGCAAUAUGGAUUCCAUAUAGAGGUGGAGAAAGAAUCUGUACUGUCAACUUACACUGUGAAUGAACUCUCCAUGAUGAAAUACUACUAUGAAUGUGUGUUGUUUGUGGUGAGAAAACCAGAAUAGGAGUGGUUUGAAUAGGUUAAUGAGAAAAUAAUAUUAGCUUGAAAGCUAGAAAUGAGAAUAAAAUCAUCUGGUGAUGUAUGGACAUAACCUCAAAUCCGUGGUGCCUUCUUGUUCCUAAGAGGAUAUAGAUAGUGUCUAUUUUCUUAAUAACUCUAUUGCUAUUCAGACAUAUACUAUGCCAUGGAUAUUCAUAAUACACUUGUGAAAGAUUAAAUGUUCACAUGCACUGUCUUUGUGCUUUGGAAUGCAUUAAUAUAAAAACAAAAGUGUUUUCUUGAGAAUAAAAUUUAAUGUUUGCCAUAACUAGGCUAAUUGUCUGCUAAUGCUGCCUCAUUUUCAUAGAGUUACAGUGCUUUUUUCCCUACUUGAUGAUAUUAGGAAUGCAUGGAGGUGCUUACUGUACUAGCUGUAUCACUUUUAGAGAAGUAUUUGUAAAUGUAUACUUAAAUUAUGAAGUCUGAAAUAGUUGGGAAGUGGUAAAAUUAUUCUUGACAGAUAAAAUAGUCAUCAGAACUGUUAGAGCAUUUCCUGUGCAACUGAAGUAAAAUAGAAUAUGAUACAAAUUCUUAUCUUUGGCUGUACCACUUUUAAAGGUUUAACCAAAAACCAGGAAAUUAAAAAUGCUGUGUGAAAGCAGAACAGUGAGUGAAGAAAAAACAGACUAUCACAGAGAAGCAGUGUUAACCUCAGUUCAGGAAAACACCGGUCUGGAUUAAUCUUAGUGUUGGAACUGAAAUGUGUUAGAUGCUUUGCCUUCUUGAAAUAACACUGAUUUUGAGUCAUCUUCUUAGUGUUUAAGCCAGAACUUUUAAAGUUAAUAAACAUAGCUGAGUUAUCCAUGCCACAUGUAGGUAGUACAACAUAAAAAUACCUGUCAGAGCAGUGAAGUUACAGGUAAAUAUGUGCUAUAACCUAAUUACUUCCACCUGAGCCAGGAUAUGCAGGCCAGAUAGACAAUUUCCUUGUAACUUCAGACACCUUACGCUUGUGAUGUCUUGGUUCCUCCUAAUAAUGUGGUUUUUUCCCACCUAAUAUAUGUGGCUUAGGUGAAUAUUUAAUCUACAAGUCAUGAUACUAUACAAGAAGCUGUCAUGUCACAUACAAUCUCAUGUCACUUUGAAGUUAUGUAAGAAAUGAGAAAAAACAUAAUUAACAGUUACUAGUCCGAGAUGAGGUGUCAUGUUAAGCAUUCUGUUUGCGUAAUAUAUUGAUUACCGUAAGUGCCAUUUGGAUGCAUUUUCAAAAAUACAUUUAAAAUAUAAAACCAUUAUGAUGAGGGCUGAUUUUUUUUUUCCUUCUUUGGCUAAAAGGACACUGGUCAGUAUGUGGUUUGUUUCCAAUUACUUUUUGUCCUGUCUUUCAUGGUGAUGUCCUAAUCGCAUCUCUUUAAUAGAUCUGUUACAGGCUUUUCAGUUUUUCUAAUCAAGGCCAGAAAUUUGUGUCUUUAUUCCUAAAUUGAAAAUCUGCAAGGAGGGAAAACAAACUUUUUAAAAAAAAUAUUUUCAACACUGAGUAAGAGAGCGCGUGCUUGUAUAUGUUUCAGUAUUACGCUCCCUUCUGCUCAGAAUCCUGAUUGAGAACAGAGGCUACUGGUCUACGGAAGUUUUUAAGUUUGGCUUAAACUACUGUUCUUUGAACUCUCUUAUUUCUAAAAGUGCAUGAACUGUCAAAGUUCUUCCCUGUUCCAAGGGAGAUGUGUUUAAAGAUUAAACACUGCUAUUCAGCGAAUAAUUUAAAAGUACUUUGUAACUAAACGUAAUAAACCACAUGUUUUAAUUUCCAAAUCUGUCAUGGUUUGACAGGAAGGUGUAUUUGGGAAGGGGUAUUUUCAUGGGGGUGCUGGCAUUGCGCCAGCGUCAAACUGUGACAGCAUCGUACUAUUUAAUUUUUGAGAAAAUUUGUGAUUCUUUGCUUUCAUUAUGCUUUUUUUCUCUUAGAUAGAAUAUGAUUAGUAAUUUAGUUGAUUUUCAAGCUUCUUGAAAUAAGGCAGAGGUUAGUUGAAUGUCAAUGAAGCUGAUGCUGAGUAGCAUAUCUAUCUCUAAUACUACCCAGUUACUGCCCCUUACACAGUCUGUAACUUGAAAUGUGCUGUUCUGUUUUUCAAAAAAAAAGCAAUGGAACUCUUCAUUUAUGGUUAAGUGUCAAUAUCCUGUGUUCUGGUGGUUUUUUUUCCAUGUUUUUUUCAUGUUGUCAUAGAUGCCAUUUUUGUAUGUUCUCUGACAAUAUUUUUAUAUAUGGUAUAAUACAGCGAUGCGCUUCUAUUUCUGAUCUAGAAAAUGCUGGGUUUUUUUUCCAGAGCAUUCUGCUUUUAAAUUGCAACAGUCACAUUAAGAGUUGGAAGCAAAAUAAUCUUGUGAAUGAGCUGUCAGUCACAUUAAGAGUUGGAAGCAAAAUAAUCUUGUGAAUGAGCUGUCAGUAGUGUUUUAUCUUCAGUCCCAUUUUUGAGUUCUUAGAAUUCACCACUUGUACAGGGAUAAUUGUGUACACCACCUGUACACAAUGCACAGGGAUAAUUGUGUAUUAGAGAAUUUGAUCAUUGUUUUAUUUAGUUUUAUAUGCAGGAGGAAAUGCUCCAGGUGUUCAUCAGCUAAGACUGUUUUAUUUUAGAUCACUAUUAAACUAUACAUGGUAACAAGUGUAAAAUAAAAUGCUGCAUAAUCUUCAGCAUAAAACUUCUUUAUAUGGAGUUUGAUAAGUGUGAAGUGUCCUGUAUUUUUUUUCAAUGUGUUACAUUCUAAAAUUGGUUGCAAAGAUGGUAAGAAUGGGAAGUUUCAUGUCUCUGUGUGCACUUCCCACAGUUUUCAGUGUGUGUAAUUGUGAAAAAUGCAUAUGAUUUGCAAAUAUUAAAAUGAAUACUACAUGUGUUAUGUUGGAAAGUUAUGCUGUAUUAAUCUCUUUUAAGUAGUGUGGUAAGUAUAGUUUUUAGGCUAUAGCAUAAUAUUAAAAUAGAAACUAUGUGAUGUAAGAUACUUUUUUGUAACUAGCUCAAGGAAUGGAAAAGAUAAUCAAGAAAUUCUUUGCAUUAUCCUAUUUGGAUAUAGAUAACAGCAGCAAGACACCAAAAUCUCAAGAGAAGAAUUAUUGCCUCCUUAUCAGGACUAUUCAGACUUUUUCCAGACUUCAAAGAGCCAAAAGAAUUGAUUUACAAGAUUGGGGGCGGGGGGGGGGGGCAGAAAUUAAGCAGAAGACAUCCUUUGUUUGAAAAGACUAUUUGCAUUAUGUAUGAGAUCUAUGAAUAUGCAACAGGCUAUUGCUUUUAAGGGUUAAUCCUUUGUUAGUGAAGUGUGUUUCUAUUUAUGAUAGUAAUGCAAUGAUUGACUCUCACAAUUAACAGACAAAUAUCAUGUAUAUUGGUUAAGAAAAGUUUUAUAGAUUUAUAGUUAUGUUUUACCCCCUCGCGUUGUUAUCAGAGACAGCCGGGGUUGGGACAACUGGGAGGGUUGGCUUGUCACUGUGGCGACAUGUGACCUCCCAUCAGGAUAUGAGGAACUCAUCUCCACCACUGGACAGCAAAGAACAUUGGGAGGGGGUUAAAGGGUUAAAAGGCGAAACCUCCAUUGUGUGGGCGAGCACAUGGUGGGGAUAAUCCAUUGCUCUCGGCGCUGUAACAUUUUCUCUAUUCAGUCUUCUGUUGUAUUUUUGAUACGGUUUAAUAAAUCUUUCUAAAAUUA
Messenger RNA from Vidua chalybeata, 5066 nucleotides. It is a transcript of the gene CARNMT1, whose product is annotated as carnosine N-methyltransferase 1. Lineage: Eukaryota; Metazoa; Chordata; Aves; Passeriformes; Viduidae. The transcript has 8 exons. Gene Ontology annotation, molecular function: S-adenosylmethionine-dependent methyltransferase activity. The record is from RefSeq and is a predicted model, not a curated record. The coding region runs from base 64 to 1395 and encodes 443 amino acids.